GUGGACUGGACUGAACUGAACAGGUGACGACCCACCGGCCCACCUGAGUCCGAUCCCCCCGCAGCGACGGUGGAAAGACCUUCGUCAGGUUUCAGGAGACUGAUAUGAGCAAGCUCCUUUGGACAAUAGCCCACUACCAUUAGUCUCUGGGCCGGCAGCCAUGUGUGUAGGCAUAUACACUGAGAGCUGAGAGCCCUUCCACAGUACUGGAAAAAGGUUUAGAGGGUGGUGGCACCGCCUGGGUGAAGCCAUGGCAGGGUGGAGACUGGCCACCCUCCUUUGCCUCCUUGGGUUCCUCAACGAAGCAUCCAUGUACCUCUCCAGCCAACGCCAAAGGUCUCGUUUGCAGAGGGACAGACGCCAUGCUCGCCCAAAUAUUAUCCUCAUCCUCACCGAUGACCAGGACAUAGAGCUUGGCUCCAUGCUAGCCAUGAACAAAACCAAGCACAUAAUGAUGCAGGGAGGUACUCACUUCUCUAAUGCAUUUUCCACCACUCCCAUGUGCUGCCCAUCACGGUCUUCCAUUCUUACUGGGAAAUAUGUGCACAACCACCACACCUACACCAACAAUGAGAACUGCUCAUCUCCUUCAUGGCAGGCUCACCAUGAGCCUUACACUUUUGCUGUUCACCUCAACAAUUCAGGCUACAGGACUGCUUUCUUUGGGAAGUAUUUAAAUGAGUACAAUGGCUCGUAUGUGCCACCUGGCUGGAGAGAAUGGGUAGCACUAGUGAAGAACUCCCGCUUCUACAACUACUCUCUGUGCAGAAAUGGGGUCCGUGAGAAACAUGGCAUGGAGUAUCACAAGGACUACCUCACUGAUAUUAUCACGAAUGAUAGUAUCAACUUCUUCCGAAUGUCAAAGAGAUUGUACCCCCACCGACCUGUGAUGAUGGUGCUGAGUCAUGUAGCUCCACAUGGCCCAGAAGAUGCAGCGCCCCAGUAUAGCAGAGCCUUCCCCAACGCCUCGCAGCAUAUCACCCCGAGCUACAAUUAUGCGCCAAACCCCGACAAGCACUGGAUCCUGCGAUACACAGGUGCCAUGAAGCCUGUUCACAUGCAGUUCACCAACAUGCUGCAGAGACGAAGACUGCAGACGCUGCUCUCAGUGGAUGACAGCGUGGAAAAGGUCUAUAAUAUGUUGGUGGAAAUGGGUGAAAUAGACAACACUUACCUCAUCUAUAUGUCUGACCACGGAUACCACAUUGGCCAGUUUGGCCUUGUAAAGGGCAAAUCCAUGCCUUAUGAGUUUGACAUCCGUGUGCCUUUUUACAUACGAGGACCCAACGUGGAAGCAGGCAGCAUUAACUCCAACAUAGUUCUCAACAUCGACUUAGCUCCCACCCUGCUGAAUAUGGCUGGGCUGGACAUUCCUGUGGACAUGGAUGGGAAAUCCAUUCUGAAGCUCCUGGAAACUGACAGACCAGUCAAUAGGUUUCAGUCAAACAAGAAGGGAAAGGUUUGGAGAGACUCUUUCCUGGUGGAGAGAGGAAAGCCUCUGCAUAAACUGUCAGAUGGAAAGGAAGAAACACGUGGGAACUCUCUGCCAAAAUACCAGCGGGUACGAGAUCUGUGCCAGAAAGCAGAGUACCAGACUCCAUGUGAGCAACCAGGACAGAAGUGGCAGUGUUUGGAGGACUCCUCAGGUGUGCUAAGACUGUAUAAGUGUAAGGGAAUGGCAGGGCUCUAUGCCCUGCGAGUUCAGGGUCUGAUGGCUGGUGAUGCUCGGCUGUACCAGUCUGGGUCAGCUCUUCAUCACUGCGACUGUGAUCCUUCUGCACCCUUCGACAGGAAGAAGCUGCUCACCACAAGAAGGCUGAAGCCAAAGAAUACUGUGCCCCGGAAUCGCUGGGCCCGUUCGCUUCCACCUGACCUGGACAGCAAAGUUUAUACCCUGGACCUGGAGCAGGGCUACCGGCCCAUUGUCCCCAAGAACAGCAGUCAAACCCUGGGCAGGAAACAGGCUCUUUAUGGAGCUAACGAAGAGUUCAGUGGAAUGGAACCUACAGACACUGGACACACCCUGCCCACAGCCCUCAAAGUCACCUAUAGGUGUUCAAUAUUGACGAAUGACACAGUGAAAUGUGAUGGUGGACUAUACAAAUCACUACAGGCCUGGAAAGACCACAAACUACACAUUGAACAUGAGAUUGAGACACUACAGACUAAAAUAAAAAACCUCAAAGAGGUCAAAGGUCAUCUGAUAAAGGUGCGGCCAAAGGAAUGUGAAUGCCACCACAAUAUUUACCAAUACAAGAACAAAGCAUUCUUCAGACCCCAGUCAGGCCAGGUACAUUCUCUAAGAUUGUCUAAGGAUAUGAAGCAGUGGCUUGUAAAGGAACAUAAACGCAGAAAAAAGCUGCGGAAACUGCUCAAGCGACUCCGAAACAACGACACCUGCAGCAUGCCUGGCCUCACCUGCUUCACUCAUGAUAACCAACACUGGCACACUGCCCCCUUCUGGACAAUGGGGCCAUUCUGUGCUUGUACCAGUGCCAACAAUAACACCUACUGGUGCCUGCGAACUAUCAACGGCACACACAACUUCCUGUUUUGUGAAUUUGCUACGGGAUUCCUGGAAUAUUUCGACCUUAACACAGACCCUUACCAGCUGAUAAAUGCAGUCAGUACGCUGGAUCGUGAUGCACUCAACCACAUGCAUCAGCAGCUCGUGAAGUUUCGCAGCUGCAAAGGUCAAAAACAGUGCAGUCCUGAGGCAGGGGCCAAAGAACGAAACGUCUAUAAUGAUUACAGGCCCCUUCAUCGCCGAAAGAGACCAAAAGUGAAGAAACCCUCUUCCAAAUCAAUGGGGCAGAUCUGGGAAGGAUGGGUGGGCUAAAUGUGUCCCUGCUCACAGCCUAUGAAGAAGAAACAGAAGCAAGAAAUAUCAGAUCCUGGGACUCUUAUGCACAUAUUACAUGCUUUCAAUCUUGACAAUUUGAACAAAAAAUGUGGAAGACUUAGAAGACUUAGGUUAAGAGACAUCUUACAGUGGCAAUACACACUCUCUCUACCCCCUUACUCCCUCUCGCUCUUUCAGUACUGGUACACCUCUGAUUUCAGUUAUAACCAUUACCAAACUUUUAAUCAAUUUUGAACUUUUGAAAGUUGUGGAUAUUUAAACUGCAGGAACCUGAAUUUCUUGCAUAUCAACUUGGGACUGAAGUUUUGAAAAUUGUAACACUUUUAUCAGUAAUGGAAGUGUGUGUUGGAUUGUGACACUUCACUUACAGCCACAUGCUAUUAUGAGUCCAGCUCUACCACCCAGCAGUUCACCUUGAUGACUCAUCAGUUUUGAUCAAAUACUUGGCAAAUCUUCAUACAAUGGCGUUUGUCAUUGUUUCUCAACAAAGUGGCUGUAUUAUGCAAACACAUAUUUUUUUCCACGUUAUUGAUGAUGCAUGUACAGUUUCAGUUCCAUGUGAUCAUGUUGUAUAUAUAUUCUCAAAAGGACUUCUUAUCAAACACUGAGUAAGAUGCUUGGUAACUAUAAAUCCUGCAAAGGUAUUUCAAAGGGUAACCCUCUGAGCUAUUGGGACUUUUGAUCUAAUUUCAUAUUACACACCUCAUCUUGUUUAAUGGUAUAUUACCUGCUAGCUGUAUAAUUUUGCUAACUGCUUACUGACUUUUUUAAUGUGGUGCUACUGUAUAUUGAGACUGGAUGGUUGAUGGAUAGUAUGUAUUUGAAUGUGAAAUAAUUUCUUUUCUUUCUUUCUUCUUUUUUUUUGUUUUUUUUUGUUUUGUUUUGUUUUUUUUUUACAAAACUGCACAUACAGAAAUGACUCUUUUAUCGAUCCAAAACGAAGCGGUGUCUUUAACAGUUUUAAACUGAUCUGAAAGCACAAGUAACCUACUCCUUAUAAACUGUUCAGUCAUAUCCUAACUUAAUAUGACAAAUGUUAUAGUCCUAUUCACUGACCGUGAAAUGUGGAUAGCUGAGUAAGAGUCUCCAGUUCAGUAGUUUGUAAAUAAAGUCCGCAGCCUA
Electrophorus electricus (electric eel) is the source of this 3985-nucleotide messenger RNA. It is a transcript of the gene sulf2a, whose product is annotated as sulfatase 2a. Gene Ontology annotation, biological process: positive regulation of Wnt signaling pathway; negative regulation of fibroblast growth factor receptor signaling pathway; glycosaminoglycan metabolic process. Gene Ontology annotation, molecular function: N-acetylglucosamine-6-sulfatase activity; glycosaminoglycan binding; calcium ion binding. Gene Ontology annotation, cellular component: Golgi apparatus; endoplasmic reticulum; plasma membrane. Lineage: Eukaryota; Metazoa; Chordata; Actinopteri; Gymnotiformes; Gymnotidae. The record is from RefSeq and is a predicted model, not a curated record.